GUGAAGGAAGAGAUGGCGAUUGCGAUUCGGCUGCUGGGGCGGCGUGUGUUAAGCUGGAGGCUGCAGCCGCGGCGGCUGCCACUCGCUGAUCCGGUUUCUCACCGUGCCCACUCGCAGUUGACUGUGGACGAUGCGAUCAACGGGCUCAGCGAGGAGCAGAAGCAGCUUCGCCAGACUUUGGCUAAGUUCCUUCAGGAGCACCUGGUUCCCCAGGCCCAGGAGAUCGAUCAGAGCAACGAGUUCAAGAACUUGAGAGAGUUUUGGAAGCAGCUGGGAAGCUUAGGUGUGUUGGGCGUCACGGCCCCUGUUCAGUAUGGUGGCUCCGGCCUGGGCUAUCUGGAACAAGUGCUGGUGAUGGAGGAGAUAUCCCGGGUUUCCGCAUCGGUGGGGCUCAGCUACGGUGCCCACUCCAACCUUUGCAUCAACCAGAUUGUGCGCAACGGGAACGAAGCCCAGAAGGAGAAAUACCUCCCCAAGCUCAUCAGCGGUGAGCACAUCGGAGCCCUGGCCAUGAGUGAGCCCAAUGCUGGCUCUGACGUUGUCUCCAUGAAGCUAAAAGCAGAAAAGGAAGGAGAUCAUUAUGUCCUGAAUGGCAGCAAGUUCUGGAUCACCAAUGGCCCUGACGCUGAUGUCCUCGUGGUCUAUGCCAAGACAGAUGUGGCCGUGAGACCAGCUUCUCGGGGCAUCACAGCCUUCAUCGUGGAGAAGGGUAUGCCUGGCUUCAACACUGCCAAGAAGCUAGACAAGCUGGGGAUGAGGGGCUCUAACACCUGUGAGCUCAUCUUUGAAGACUGCAAGAUUCCUGCUGAGAACACUCUAGGCCAUGAGAAUAAGGGUGUCUACGUGCUGAUGAGCGGGCUGGACUUGGAGCGCCUGGUGCUGGCAGGCGGGCCCCUUGGGAUCAUGCAGGCUGUCCUAGAUCACACCAUUCCCUAUCUGCACGUGAGGGAGGCCUUUGGCCAGAAGAUUGGCCACUUCCAGCUGAUGCAGGGGAAGAUGGCUGACAUGUACAUCCGCCUCAUGUCAUCCAGACAGUACGUCUACAACGUUGCCAAGGCCUGCGAUGAAGGACACUGCACUGCCAAGGACUGUGCCGGUGUGAUUCUUUACUCAGCUGAGUGUGCCACACAGGUUGCCCUGGAUGGUAUUCAGUGUUUGGGUGGCAAUGGCUACAUCAACGACUUUCCCAUGGGCCGCUUUCUUCGAGAUGCCAAGCUGUAUGAGAUCGGGGCUGGGACCAGUGAGGUGAGGCGGCUAGUCAUCGGCAGAGCUUUCAAUGCAGAAUUCCACUAGCCCCAAGACCUGACACCCCCUGGUCACAGCUCCUAGAGGCCUUCUUUGGAAGCAGAGGCGCGGCAGCCCUCUCACCUGUCUGAGACAGGCCUGCUGCUCAGCUGCCCUUCUUGCAUCACCCUCUGGCCUCUGCCUGAGGCUGAGUUCUUCAAGCCAGCCACCAAGACUGUGGUCUCACAGCCGGGCCAGCCAGCCAGCCAGGAAAGCUUAACCUACCAUGGACUCUGCAGGAAGCGUUUUGGCUUUUCUGUGGGUUGCUGGGAGGGCUGGUGACUGUGUCCUUGCUCUCCAACUUUGGAAUCUGAUGUUGCCACCCUCUUGGAGUGGCACGUGGGGUCCUGCAGGUGGCCACCCAUUUUCUUGGGUGAGUCCCUGUCAGGGAGCCCUCUGCUCAAGAACAGCAGAAGCCUCGCCUCGCUCCCUUUACUCAAACUUGGCAGACUCUUUUCUAGGGGAAAAAAGCUAAAUAACACACCUCCGGACCCUACCCCCCACACACAGCUUGCAAACACCUGUGUGUCAGAGGCAAUGGUGGGGCAUGGGCAGUGUGGUUGUGGAGAAUUAUCUCACACUAACCUCCCUUCUGGACCACCUUGCCAUGGGCACCAGCUGGUCCUGAUCAUGUGACCUCCAACAGCUGACUGGACAGUGGGCACAGGCCCUGCCUAAGCUGGUCUGGGUGCCGGGCACAUCUCCAGUCAAGGCUGCCUGUGUACAUUUCUCUAGACACCCUAUGGCUAAUUUUGUUACAACAGCCAGCGGCUGCCAUUUUGUAUUAAACGUAUUGUGAAGCAAGCCCAUUUAUCUGCUCCUGAUGCAGCUUUGUGCAGAAGCUGUCCACCCGUCACUGCCGCCUGCUCAUCCAGCACUCCUGGGAUAGUGCCCAGGUCCUAUUUUGCCCUCCAGCCUCCUCUUUGGUAAUGAGACAGGAGGGUAGAAAUAAUCUUAGUAUAGGGUAAAUCUCAGCUCCCUUUCCCAAAUCUUGCAGUGACUUUUUCUUGUUUUUUUGGGGGGGUCGUGCUGGGAGUUGAACCAAGGGCCUUUAGCAUGCUAGGCAAGCUACACCCCAGCCCUCUCUCACUGAUUUUUAAAAGAAGGAUCUUGGACUUAGAAAGAACCUUAUAAGUUUCUAGAAGUUAUCCCUGAGUUUGUUUUUGAGACAUGGUCUCACUAUGUAGCCCAGGCUGGCCUUGAACUCACUAUCCUC
Castor canadensis (American beaver) is the source of this 2500-nucleotide messenger RNA. RefSeq names its product isovaleryl-CoA dehydrogenase (gene Ivd). Gene Ontology annotation, biological process: L-leucine catabolic process. Gene Ontology annotation, molecular function: 3-methylbutanoyl-CoA dehydrogenase activity; flavin adenine dinucleotide binding. NCBI's taxonomy places the organism in Eukaryota, Metazoa, Chordata, Mammalia, Rodentia, Castoridae. Gene Ontology annotation, cellular component: mitochondrion. The record is from RefSeq and is a predicted model, not a curated record.